GGGCCGGGCCGCGCAGCGCCGGGCGGGGAUGCGCAUCCCUUGGCGGCAGGAUGCCGGAGGGGAGCGCGGGCGGCCGCGGCGCGGAGAACCGGACGGGCGCCGAGGCCCCGCAGCACCUGUUCCCCGUGCCCGUGCUCACCGGCAUCACCGUCGCCUGCGUCCUGCUCUUCGUCAUCGGGAUCAUCGGCAACCUCAUGACCAUGCUGGUGGUGUCGCGGUUCCGGGACAUGAGGACCACCACCAACUUCUACCUGUCCAGCAUGGCCUUCUCCGACCUGCUCAUCUUCCUCUGCAUGCCCCUGGACCUCUUCCGCCUCUGGCAGUACCGGCCCUGGAACUUCGGGGACCUCCUCUGCAAGCUGUUCCAGUUCAUCAGCGAGAGCUGCACCUACUCCACCAUCCUCAACAUCACGGCGCUCAGCGUGGAGCGGUACGUUGCCAUCUGCUUCCCCCUCCGAGCUAAAGUCAUCAUCACCAAGGGGAAGGUCAAGCUGGUCAUCCUCUUCCUCUGGGCCGUCUCCUUCAUCAGCGCCGGACCCAUCUUCAUCCUGGUGGGGGUCGAGCACGAGAACGGCACGAACCCCCUGAGCACCAACGAGUGCCGAGCCACCGAGUACGCCAUCCGCUCGGGGCUCCUCACCAUCAUGGUCUGGACCUCCAGCAUCUUCUUUUUCCUGCCCGUGUUCUGCCUGACCGUGCUGUACAGCCUCAUCGGGAGGAAGCUCUGGAGGAGGAAGAGAAAGAACAUCGGUCUAAACACCGUCAUCAGGGAUAAGAACAACAAGCAAACUGUGAAAAUGUUAGUUGUGGUGGUAUUUGCUUUCAUACUCUGCUGGUUGCCUUUUCACGUAGGACGAUAUUUAUUUUCCAAAUCCUUCGAAGCUGGAUCCUGGGAGAUAACAGUGAUCAGCCAGUACUGCAACCUGGUGUCCUUUGUCCUCUUCUACCUUAGUGCAGCCAUCAAUCCCAUCCUCUACAACAUCAUGUCCAAGAAGUACCGUGUGGCCGCCUGCCGCCUGUUCGGACUCAAACCCCUCCCAAGGAAAAGACUCUCCAGCACAAAGCAGGAAAGUUCUCGUGUGUGGACAGAGUCGAGUGUCAUCACAUGACACGUGGUUUCCAGAGCUGGUGCAUCACUAGCUGCAUUUCCCAGAAAGCCAUAACCAGAAGGGAAACAGGGCAAGAAACGGGAACCGGAGCGUUAAAGCCGUGCUUUUGUCAUCGUCUGGACCUGCUGAAAGAUGGAACGCAAAGAUUCAAGGACACAACAGACUGAACUCCGAGACUAUAAAAGGAGAUAAACGGUCACAGAAUUUGGAAACAUUCAAGUAUUAUUUGUCUGCUGCUUUUGCCCACAUGAAUUUUUACUGCUGAGUUUAGCCCAGAUCCAGGCUGUGCCCUCCUGACCGAAUGUGGCCCACUUCACUCGAGAGCUUGUACGACUUCAGUAGCAGCCAAUUCGAGCUGAAUGUUUCCAGAGUUAGCUUUAGUUUUGCCAAGAAUUUUGCUACCAUAUAACCAGGCCCUAGAGAGAGAAAACGGAAUUGCCUUUUUGGAGUAGUAAACAUGAAAUUUGAUACACUUUUCAUAAUCUUGAUUUUUAAAUAAGCUCACAUUUUUCUCAGAAGGAGAAAAAUGAUUUCUUAAAAAAAAAAAAAAAAGAAAAAAGAAAAAAGAAAAAAGGAGAGGUAAAAUGGGUAAUUUUAAAACAUGCUAAAAAUAAAUGACUUUCACGUCACGUCCAAGUAGAAAGGAAACAAAAAAAUGCCUUCACAGAAGUGGCUUACAACAUGAAUGUACUGAAAUAUUUUUUUAAAAUAUAUGUCAGUGGGACAAGGACAGGGCUGAUUUCGAGACUGCAGUGAUGCUAUAAAAAUGUGGAAAGCAAUCUCCCACCAAAGUCUUUUUUUUUUUUUUUUUUAAUAUAUACUAGCUAAAUCACCUGUACGUGUUUUGUUCCGUUUGACUGUGAAUGACACGAUGUGUUUGAACUUGGAAGCUUUUAGUUGUUUUGGUGUUUGUAAUGAGUUUGUGGCUACCUGUCCCUAACUGUGCCCCUCCAUACCCUGAGGACAGAUCUCCUGCUUGUAAACUCCUCCCCCAUUUCUGUUUGAAGUCUAUCAGCCAGUUCCCAGUCCCAAAUCCCCCCAUAAAGCCCAGUGUGCAGUUGUACUUGUUUACUGAAGUAUUAAAUUGAGAACAUUUUACAUUUUUUAACCAACGUGACCUGAGAAAAUAAUAGAAAAACCUGCAUUAAAAGACACAGGCAGACACAUUCUCAUACUUGAUUCAUAAAAACCUUAAAUUAGAUUUAAGUAUGCCAUUUCAAGGCAAACCAGAAAACGUUCCAUCCUCUGUGCUAAUAAAUAUGCCUUAUGCUGUC
Empidonax traillii (willow flycatcher) is the source of this 2383-nucleotide messenger RNA. It is a transcript of the gene GHSR, whose product is annotated as growth hormone secretagogue receptor. Gene Ontology annotation, biological process: hormone-mediated signaling pathway; G protein-coupled receptor signaling pathway. The record is from RefSeq and is a predicted model, not a curated record. Gene Ontology annotation, molecular function: growth hormone secretagogue receptor activity. The coding region runs from base 51 to 1109 and encodes 352 amino acids. Gene Ontology annotation, cellular component: plasma membrane. The transcript has 2 exons. NCBI's taxonomy places the organism in Eukaryota, Metazoa, Chordata, Aves, Passeriformes, Tyrannidae.